AUGGGAGACUCCCUUGAUGGGAGUGAAAAUGCCCCAGAAGCGCAAAAUGUGGUAGUCGUUGAUUUCCAAGACUUCGCAAAUUACCUUCGUCGCGCUGCAACGGUACUUUUACCGGAGGAUGACAUCGUGCCACCGGCAUUGAAUGCAGCUUUAGACGAUAAAGUUAAUCAAGAUUGCAUUAGAAAGUUUAUUUCGGAUUGUCAAGUCACUUCGCUGUAUGUACAGAGAUUUUCCCUUAAAGAAGAUGACAGCGAACAGCCAACAGAAGGAGAAGAGGAAAAGGAGGCAGUUACGUAUCAGAUCGGCAAUGAGGUCCACUUUACAUCACCACGAGUGGCAGCAUUGGUUUGUAUCAAAAGAGGUGCAGUGAUUGAAGCGGAUAAGUCUAUCCAUAGUCAACUCCGCCUCAUUAAUUUAUCUGAUGGGUCUCCAUAUGAAACUCUACAUGCCUUCAUUAGCAAGACCAUGGCUCCAUUCUUUAAAAGCUAUGUUAAGGAGAGUGGAAGAGCUGACAGGGAUGGAGACAAAAUGGCACCAUCUGUAGAAAAGAAAAUAGCUGAGUUGGAAAUGGGUCUCUUACACCUUCAACAGAAUAUUGAUAUUCCAGAAAUAACUCUGCCUGUUCACCCUUUGGUUGCUGCUGUCAUUAAGAGAGCUGCAGAUGAGGGUAGAAAGCCACGUGUGGCCGAUUUUGGUGAUAAGGUAGAGGAUUCAACAUUUCUUAAUUCGCUACAAAAUGGAGUAAACCGAUGGAUAAAGGAAAUUCAAAAGGUGACUAAACUUGAUCGUGACCCAUCAAACGGCACGGCCCUUCAGGAGAUCUCAUUUUGGCUUAAUUUGGAGAGAGCCCUGCAUCGCAUUCAAGAAAAAAGAGAAAGUAUUGAGGUUGCAUUAACACUGGAGAUCUUGAAAUAUGGCAAGCGUUUCCAUGCCACAGUCUCAUUUGACACUGACACCGGUCUUAAACAAGCUCUCGCUACUGUUUCUGAUUAUAACCCGCUGAUGAAAGACUUUCCAAUUAAUGAUUUACUCAGUGCUACUGAACUUGAAAGAAUAAGAUUGGCAGUUCAACAAAUAUUUUCCCAUCUACGUAAGAUCCGAUCCACAAAAUACCCAAUCCAACGUGGGCUGAGGCUUGUUGAAGCUAUCUCGCGUGACCUUGGACAACAACUACUCAAGGUUCUAGGUACUCGGCGGUUGAUGCACAUCCCCUUUGAAGACUUCGAAAGAGUAAUGACGCAAUGCUUUGAAGUGUUCUCAUGCUGGGAUGACGAAUAUGAGAAACUUCAGGGAUUAUUGCGCGAUAUAGUAAAGAAGAAGCGAGACGAGCACCUUAAGAUGGUAUGGCGUGUCUCGCCGUCCCACAAGCGUCUUCAAGCUCGUAUGGAGCAUAUGCGACGCUUCCGUCGGCAUCACGAGCAGCUUCGUACUGUUAUGUUGAGGGUGCUACGUCCCCGAGCAACUCCAGCAGCUGAUACUGGUGGUAGUGGAGAACCAGCUCAACACCACUCCCUGCCCAUGGAUGCGGCAGAUGCCAAUGCCAUUGCUGAGGUAAACCUCGCUUACGAGAAUGUGAAGGAAGUGGACUGCUUGGAUAUAUCUCGCGAAGGAUGCGAUGCGUGGGAGGCGGCAGUGCGACGUUAUGAAGAUAGAAUUGAUCGCGUUGAGACCCGUAUAACAGCCCACCUCAGAGACCAACUGGGUACAGCAAAGAACGCCAACGAAAUGUUCCGUAUCUUCUCUCGGUUCAACGCUUUAUUCGUCCGUCCGCACAUCAGAGGCGCCAUACGGGAGUAUCAAACGCAGCUCAUUCAACGUGUCAAGGACGACAUUGAGAAACUACAUGAAAAGUUUAAGGUGCAAUAUCCUCAAUCGAAGUGCUCCCGAUUGUCUUUGGUACGAGACCUGCCACCUGUAGCGGGUUCCAUUAUUUGGGCAAAGCAAAUCGAUCACCAAUUGACAGCUUAUUUGAAAAGAGUUGAAGAUGUACUUGGCAAAGGUUGGGAGAACCAUAUCGAAGGGCAAAAACUAAAAGCAGAUGGCGACAGUUUCCGACUUAAGCUCGAUACACAAGAAGUGUUUGACGAAUGGUCACGAAAGGUACAACAACGAAAUCUAGGCGUAUCUGGCCGAAUCUUCGCCAUAGAGACAGUCCGCGCUCGGUCCACUAAAACUGGAGCUACAAUACUCAAAUUAAAAGUUAACUUUUUGCCCGAAAUCAUCACGCUGUACAAGGAAGUGCGCAAUUUGAAAAAUUUGGGUUUCAGAGUUCCCCUAGCGAUCGUGAACAAAGCUCAUCAAGCGAACCAACUUUACCCGUUUGCCAUUUCGCUCAUAGAAAGCGUACGUACGUACGAACGGACGUUGGAAAAGAUUCGCGACAAGGCAUCUAUAAUUCCUCUGGUGGCUGGUUUACGUCGAGACGUACUGAAUCAAGUAUCGGAGGGGAUGGCGCUCGUAUGGGAGUCGUACAAACUCGAUCCAUACGUGCAGAAACUGAGUGAAGUUGUUCUUAUUUUCCAAGAAAAGGUUGAAGAUCUUCUGGCUGUUGAGGAGCAAAUCUCUGUCGACGUACGUUCUCUAGAGACGUGCCCGUACUCCGCUCAAAGCCUUGCGGAAAUCCUUAGCCGCUUGCAGAGGGCCAUUGAUGAAUUAUCUCUUAGACAGUACAGCAACUUACACUUGUGGGUACAGCGGCUCGACGAAGAGGUUGAAAAAAGUUUAGCUGCUCGUUUACAAGCUGGCAUUGAAGCCUGGACCGCAGCACUACUUGGAAAGACGAACGAGAUGGACCUGUCUAUGGAUACAUACUCGCCCACUGAGCCAACACACAAACCGGGUGGUGAACCAGAGAUCGCUCGCGUCGUACACGAAGUGCGUAUAACAAACCAGCAAAUGUAUUUAUUCCCGUCACUGGAAGAGGCGCGUUUCCAGCUAAUGCGGCAGAUGUUCGCCUGGCAGGCUGUUGUUACCAGCCAGCAUCGCUUGCAGAGUACUAGGUAUCAAGUAGGAGUCGCUCGCGCACAAACAGCGACCUACAGAAACCUACUGACCAAACUGCCGGGAGCCGCUUCGCCGCUCGAGAAUGUGUAUGAUGCGAUUGAAAAGAAAAUAUCGCAAGUACGAGAAUAUGUCGAUGAAUGGCUACGUUAUCAAGCCCUAUGGGAUCUACAACCCGAGACCUUGUAUGGUCGACUGGGAGAAGAUAUUACAUUGUGGAUUAAAUGCCUGAACGACAUAAAGAAAUCUCGUACGACAUUCGAUACAUCGGACACCCGCCGUGAAUACGGGCCCGUAGUGAUUGACUUCGCUCGCGUGCAAAGUAAAGUCGCGCUGAAAUACGACGCGUGGCACAAGGAAGUGUUGGGCAAAUUUGGUGCACUCCUUGGUGGGGAAAUGGUGGCCUUCCAUAGCAGCCUUGCCAAGUCCAGGGGACAGCUGGAACAGCAAACCAUUGAGGCAGCAUCCACCAGUGAUGCGGUAUCUCUUAUCACAUACGUACAGCAACUGAAGCGUGAGGUGUUGGCCUGGGAAAAGCAGGUCGAUAUUUACCGAGAGGCUCAACGUAUUCUGGAGAGACAAAGAUUCCAAUUUCCAUCUACUUGGCUCCACGUUGACAAUAUAGAAGGAGAAUGGAGCGCAUUUAACGAAAUCAUGCGCAGGAAGGAUUCUUCGAUUCAGACACAGGUGGCAUCCCUCCAACAAAAGAUCGUUGCUGAAGACAAAGCGGUCGAAUCUCGUACAGUUGAAUUCCUCACUGAAUGGGAACGCAGUAAGCCCACUGAUGGCUCUACUCGACCAGAAGACGCUUUGAUCCGUCUUAAUGCGAUGGAGACACGGUACACGCGCCUUAAAGACGAAAGGGACAACGUUGCUAAGGCAAAAGAGGCUUUGGAACUUCAUGAUACGGGUAGCUCAGUGAACAACGAGCGUAUGACAGUCGCACUAGAAGAAUUGCAAGACUUGCGCGGUGUUUGGUCUUCGCUUAGCAAGAUCUGGACACAAAUCGAUGAUAUUCGCGAUAAACCUUGGCUCUCUGUACAGCCUAGGAAGCUCAGGCAACAAUUAGAAGCAAUGUUGAAUGAGUUGAAAGAAUUACCAGCUCGCUUGCGUAUGUACGACAGCUAUGAAUACGUUCGCAAGUUGCUCCAGUCUUACACCAAGGUGAACAUGUUGAUCGUGGAGUUGAAAUCGGACGCCCUCAAAGAGCGACACUGGCGUCAACUGUGCCGCGCUUUGAAAGUGGAAUGGUCUCUGUCUGAGCUGACCUUGGGCCAGGUUUGGGAUGCGGACCUACUGCAUAAUGAACAUACUGUGCGCGAUGUUGUGUCUGUGGCGCAGGGUGAGAUGGCUCUCGAGGAGUUCUUGAAGCAGGUUCGUGAAUCAUGGCAGAGUUACGAACUGGACUUGAUCAACUAUCAAAACAAAUGCAAGAUAAUUCGUGGUUGGGAUGAUUUAUUCAACAAAGUUAAGGAGCAUAUCAAUAGUGUUGCUGCUAUGAAGCUGUCGCCUUAUUAUAAGGUGUUUGAAGAAGAAGCUCUUACAUGGGAAGAGAAACUCAACCGUAUCAACGCGUUGUUCGAUGUGUGGAUCGAUGUGCAGAGACGCUGGGUCUACCUCGAAGGCAUAUUCAGUGGUUCGGCUGACAUCAAAACUUUGCUACCGGUUGAAACUAGCAGAUUCCAGAGCAUUAGUUCUGAAUUCCUCGGUCUAAUGAAGAAAGUAAGCAAAUCCCCAAUGGUUAUGGAUGUGUUGAAUAUUCCUGGAGUUCAGCGAUCUCUUGAACGUCUUGCAGACUUACUUGGAAAAAUACAAAAGGCUUUGGGUGAAUAUCUAGAAAGAGAAAGAAGCAGUUUCCCAAGGUUCUACUUUGUGGGAGACGAAGAUCUCUUGGAGAUAAUUGGUAACAGCAAGAAUAUUGCUCGUCUGCAAAAGCACUUUAAGAAGAUGUUUGCGGGUGUUGCUGCAAUUAUACUGAAUGAGGAUAACACAAUCAUUAACGGUAUCGCUUCACGGGAAGGCGAAGAAGUAUACUUUACAUCGCCGGUAUCAACAGUUGAGAAUCCCAAAAUCAACUCCUGGCUCUCAAUGGUCGAGCGAGAGAUGCGCGUGACCCUCGCUUGUCGUCUCAAAGACUCAGUCGCUGACGUAAAGCAGUUCAAAGACGGAAAUGUCGACCCGCAGAAGUUCAUCGAAUGGUGUGAUAAAUAUCAAGCUCAAAUUGUUGUGUUGGCCGUACAAAUUCUCUGGUCCGAAGACGUAGAUGCAGCUUUAGUCGGCGGUGGAGGUGAUGGCCUCAAGCGAGUCUUAUCUCACGUUGAGAACAUGUUAAAUAUACUUGCUGACUCUGUACUACAGGAGCAACCGCCUUUGAGAAGAAAGAAACUGGAACAUUUGAUAAACGAGUUUGUUCACAAGCGAACGGUAACACGACGUCUCAUCGCCAAUGAUGUCAACAGCGCACGCUCGUUUGAUUGGCUCUCAGAGAUGCGAUUCUACUUUGAUCCUAGGAACAAUGAUGUUCUUCAACAACUCACAAUUCACAUGGCAAAUGCGAAAUUCCUAUAUGGUUUUGAAUACCUCGGCGUGCAAGACCGUUUGGUACAAACACCACUUACAGACCGCUGUUACUUGACCAUGACCCAGGCUUUGGAGGCAAGACUUGGCGGUUCUCCGUUUGGUCCGGCUGGUACCGGUAAAACGGAAUCCGUAAAAGCUUUGGGUAACCAACUGGGUCGGUUUGUGCUCGUCUUCAAUUGUGACGAGACAUUCGAUUUCCAGGCCAUGGGAAGAAUCUUUGUUGGUCUAUGUCAGGUCGGCGCUUGGGGUUGCUUCGACGAGUUUAAUCGUCUCGAAGAAAGGAUGUUAUCUGCUGUAUCGCAACAAGUUCAAACCAUACAGGAGGCACUAAAGAGUCAUCAGGAAGGCGAUAAUACAGCCAAGUCAAUCACAGUGGAGCUGGUUGGCAAACAAGUCCGCGUCAGUCAAGAUAUGGCCAUUUUCAUAACAAUGAACCCUGGAUACGCCGGUCGUUCCAAUCUUCCUGAUAACUUGAAAAAGCUGUUCCGCAGUCUUGCUAUGACCACACCCGAUAGGCAACUCAUUGCAGAGGUCAUGUUGUUUAGCCAAGGGUUCAGAACUGCUGAGAAACUGGCCUGCAAGAUUGUUCCCUUCUUCAAGCUCUGCGACGAACAACUGUCCAACCAAUCUCACUACGAUUUUGGACUUCGAGCUCUGAAAUCCGUACUUGUCUCCGCUGGUAACGUCAAGCGUGAUCGCAUUCAGAAGAUAAAGGAAAAUCUUAAAGAACGCGACACAGAAGUGCCCGAUGAGGCCUCAAUAGCGGAAUCUCUCCCAGAACAAGACAUUCUUAUCCAAUCAGUUUGUGAGACCAUGGUUCCUAAGUUGGUAGCAGAAGAUAUACCUCUACUCUUCUCUCUGCUUAAUGAUGUGUUCCCCAACGUUGGAUACACACGAGCUGAAAUGACCGGUCUUAAGAACGAAAUUCGUGCCGUUUGUGCUGAAGAAUUCCUCGUGUGUGGAGAAGGCGACGAGCAAGGAAACACAUGGAUGGAAAAGGUCCUUCAACUCUACCAAAUCUGCAAGUUGAAUCAUGGUCUAAUGAUGGUCGGUCCUUCUGGAAGUGGAAAGUCUACAGCUUGGCGUGUUUUACUGAAGGCAUUAGAACGAUAUGAGGGCGUAGAAGGCGUUGCCCACGUGAUUGACCCUAAGGCUAUGUCCAAAGAAACCUUAUAUGGUGUUCUAGACCCUAACACCCGUGAAUGGACCGAUGGAUUGUUCACUCACAUAUUAAGAAAAAUAAUUGAUAAUGUCCGUGGUGAAAUAAACAAACGACAAUGGAUCAUAUUCGAUGGUGAUGUUGAUCCGGAGUGGGUGGAAAAUCUUAACUCGGUGCUGGACGAUAACAAACUGCUUACUCUACCUAACGGUGAACGAUUGUCUCUACCGCCAAACGUACGGGUUAUGUUUGAGGUUCAAGAUCUGAAAUACGCAACGCUGGCUACAGUCUCUCGUUGUGGUAUGGUGUGGUUCUCCCAAGAUGUCCUCACAACUGAGAUGAUCUUUGAAAACUACCUUCUUAGGUUACGGAACAUUCCUCUUGAAGACGGAGAAGAAGAUUCAUUUAGCAUUGUGAUGGCAGCACCAACAGCGGGUGGUGAUCAAAACGCCACUGAAAACAUUCUAUCCCCGGCAUUGCAGACCCAACGCGAUGUUGCUGCAAUUCUGCAACCAUUGUUCUACGGCGACGGUCUGGUUGUGAAAUCUCUGGAAAGAGCGGUGUCCCUCGAUCAUAUUAUGGACUUCACAAGACAUCGGGCACUUUCUUCACUGCACUCUAUGCUUAAUCGUGGAGUCAGGAACAUCCUUGGGUAUAACCGCCAGCACCCUGAUUUCCCCGUGACAAACGACCAGCUAGAGGCAUACGUACCCAAGUGGCUCGUGUAUUCUCUUUUGUGGUCAUUUGCUGGAGACGCAAAACUGAAGGACCGCAAUGAAUUAGGAGACUUUAUACGCUCCGCCAGCACCAUGCAGUUGCCGAACUGUGGUGCUAAUCAACAUAUCAUUGACUUUGAGGUUUCGAUAACUGGUGAAUGGGUACCGUGGUCUGCCAAAGUGCCACAAAUUGAAGUGGAGACUCACAAAGUGGCAGCUCCCGAUGUGGUAGUGCCGACACUUGACACCGUUCGUCACGAAUCCUUACUGUACACUUGGCUGGCUGAACAUAAGCCUUUAGUGCUUUGUGGACCACCCGGUUCUGGUAAGACAAUGACGCUGUUCUCCGCAUUGCGAGCCUUGCCCGACAUGGAAGUUGUGGGACUUAACUUCUCGUCGGCCACCACUCCUGAAUUGCUGCUUAAGACGUUUGACCAUUACUGUGAAUAUCGCAAAACACCUAAUGGAGUCGUAUUAGCACCUGUGCAGUUGGGAAAAUGGCUCGUUCUGUUCUGCGACGAAAUCAACUUGCCGGAUAUGGAUCAGUAUGGCACUCAACGUGUAAUAUCCUUCUUGAGACAACUUCUAGAGCAUAAAGGCUUCUUUAGAGCUAGCGAUCAUUCCUGGGUACAUUUGGAACGUAUACAAUUCGUUGGUGCGUGUAACCCUCCAACUGAUCCGGGACGUAAGCCGCUCUCUCAUCGUUUGCUGCGACAUGUGCCCGUUAUAUACGUCGAUUACCCUGGAGAGACAUCCCUUGAACAGAUCUAUGGUACCUUCACUCGGGCCAUGCUUCGAAUGCAACCAGCAUUACGUGGCUACGCGGAACCUCUAACCCAAGCAAUGGUAAAGCUGUAUCUCGCCUCGCAAGAACGCUUCACUCAAGACAUGCAACCGCACUAUGUGUACUCUCCCAGAGAAAUGACCAGAUGGGUGCGAGGCAUUUGUGAAGCUAUCAGACCACUGGACAACUUAUCAGUCGAAGGUUUGGUACGACUUUGGGCUCACGAAGCUCUGAGAUUAUUCCAAGAUCGUCUCGUGGAUGAUGUAGAACGCCAGUGGACCGAUGAAAACAUUGAUACUGUUGCCAUGAGAUUCUUCCCAGGUAUCAACAGGGAACAAGCACUUGAAAGACCGAUUCUGUACAGCAACUGGUUGAGCAAAGAUUACAUACCGGUUCAACGCGAUCAACUUCGCGAAUAUGUUAAGGCCAGACUUAAGGUAUUCUACGAAGAAGAACUGGACGUGCCCCUAGUACUAUUCGAUGAGGUGUUAGAACACGUGCUUCGGAUCGAUCGUAUCUUCCGCCAGCCACAAGGGCACUUGCUGCUCAUUGGAGUUUCUGGUGCUGGUAAAACCACACUCAGCAGAUUCGUCGCUUGGAUGAACGGUCUUAGCAUCUUCCAGAUCAAGGUGCACAACAAAUAUACGGGUGCCGAUUUUGAUGAAGAUCUCCGAUCGGUGCUUCGCCGCGCUGGAUGUCGCGAUGAGAAGGUUGCCUUCAUACUUGACGAGUCCAACGUACUCGACAGUGGUUUCCUUGAGAGAAUGAACACGUUGCUCGCUAACGGAGAGGUUCCUGGAUUAUUCGAAGGAGACGAAUUCGCUGCUCUUAUGACGCAAUGUAAGGAAGGUGCACAAAGGGAGGGUCUUAUGUUGGAUUCGAACGACGAGCUCUACAAAUGGUUCACAGGGCAAGUCAUGCGCAAUCUUCACGUAGUAUUCACAAUGAACCCAUCUUCAGAAGGAUUAAAAGACCGUGCUGCGACAUCUCCCGCGCUCUUCAAUCGUUGUGUUCUCAACUGGUUUGGUGAUUGGAGUGAUUCUGCUCUGUUCCAGGUGGGUAAAGAAUUUACGACCCGUAUGGACCUGGAUUCAUCAGACUAUAUUCCGCCAGAGCUGUUCCCAGCAGCGUGUAGUGUCGUAAGCCCCCGUCCGUCUCAAAGAGAAGCGGUCGUCAAUGCGUGCGUAUACGUUCACCAAACAUUGCAUCGAGCGAAUGCUCGUCUUGCAAAGCGUGCUAACCGCACUAUGGCUAUCACUCCCAGACACUACUUGGACUUUAUCCAACAAAUGGUGAAGUUGUACUCUGAGAAGCGCGCUGACCUCGAAGAACAACAGUUGCAUUUGAAUGUAGGUCUUGGUAAGAUUGCAGAAACUGUGGAACAAGUCGAGGAAAUGCAGAAGAGUCUUGCUGUCAAAUCACAGGAACUCCACGCUAAAAACGAAGCCGCUAAUGCUAAACUCAAACAGAUGGUCAAAGAUCAACAAGAAGCCGAAAAGAAAAAAGUUGAAAGUCAAGAAAUUCAGGUCGCUUUAGAAAAACAAACAAAGGAAAUAGAGGAGAAACGUAAAGAUGUAAUGGCGGAUCUCGCUCAAGUGGAACCGGCGGUUAUUGAAGCACAAAAUGCGGUGAGAUCGAUCAAGAAGCAGCAGUUGGUCGAAGUGCGGUCUAUGGCCAAUCCCCCCUCUGUCGUAAAAAUGGCACUGGAGUCGAUCUGCGUGCUGCUAGGGGAGAAAGGGGACACGUGGAAAGGCAUCCGAUCUGCUGUCAUGAAGGACAACUUCAUAUCGACUAUUGUUAACUUCGAGACUGAGAAUAUCACCUUUUUGUUCUCUCUUUUUUGUACUCUGUCGCUCUCGCUUGGUGGUGUGCGACGCGAUACAGCCGUGAAAUCUAUAAAGAAGCAGCACCUCGUGGAAGUGAGGUCCAUGGCCAAUCCCCCGGCGCUCGUCAAAGUGGCUCUUGAAUCUAUCUGCCUGCUCCUGGGCGAGAAUACUACGGACUGGAAGGCCAUUCGUACGGUCAUCAUGCGGGAGAACUUCAUCAACAGCAUCGUAUCCAACUUCUCGACCGAGGAUAUCACUGACGAAGUUCGCGAAAAAAUGAAGACGCGAUACCUAUCUAAUCCGGACUACAACUUCGAAAAAGUAAACAGAGCCAGUAUGGCUUGUGGUCCUAUGGUCAAGUGGGCUAUUGCUCAGAUUGAAUAUGCUGAUAUGUUAAAACGUGUGGAGCCUUUACGUAAUGAACUCCAAGCUCUAGAAGACCAGGCUCAGACAAAUGUCACAGCAGGAGAUGAAGUCCGUGAUUUGAUUGCUCAACUAGAGAAAUCUAUUGCAUCCUACAAGGAGGAAUACGCACAACUCAUCAGUCAGGCACAAGCCAUUAAAACUGAUCUUGAAAACGUUCAGGCCAAGGUGGAUAGGUCAAUUGCUCUUCUGAAGAGUUUGGUAAUAGAACGGGAAAGAUGGGAAUCCAGUUCAGAAACAUUCCGCUCUCAAAUGAGCACAAUUGUCGGUGACGUCCUAUUAUCAGCAGCUUUCAUUACGUAUGGUGGAUACUUCGAUCAACAUUAUCGUCAAAACUUGUUCUCAACUUGGACCUCUCAUUUGGCUGCUGCUAAUAUUAAAUACCGGCCAGAAAUCGCCCGUACAGAAUAUCUAAGUAAUCCUGAUGAAAGGCUUCGUUGGCAGGCGAAUGCUUUGCCCACAGACGAAUUGUGUGUUGAGAAUGCUAUCAUGUUGAAGCGCUUCAACCGCUACCCGCUCAUCAUAGAUCCAUCAGGUCAAGCAACGGAGUUCAUAAUGAGAGAAUUCAACAAUCGAAAGAUCACAAAGACAUCUUUCUUGGACGACUCCUUCAGAAAGAAUUUGGAAUCUGCACUCCGUUUCGGUAAUCCGCUGCUAGUACAGGAUGUGGAAAAUUAUGAUCCAAUCUUGAACCCAGUGUUGAAUCGGGAAUUGCGUCGUACAGGAGGUCGUGUUUUGAUUACUCUUGGAGAUCAAGAUAUUGAUUUAAGUCCAUCAUUUGUUAUAUUCCUGAGUACUCGGGACCCAACAGUAGAGUUCCCACCAGAUAUGUGUUCGCGUGUCACAUUCGUCAACUUCACAGUAACGCGAUCGUCCCUUCAAUCACAAUGUCUGCAUAGAGUUCUGAAAGCUGAAAGACCGGAUAUUGAUACCAAGAGAUCUGAUUUGCUCAAAUUACAAGGUGAAUUCCAUCUACGUCUACGACAGCUGGAGAAAUCGUUGCUUCAAGCGCUCAAUGACGCUAAGGGCAAGAUCUUAGAUGAUGACUCGGUUAUUGCGACACUUGAGACUCUUAAGAAGGAGGCGGACGAUAUCGGUCAAAAGGUGGAAGAAACUGAUAAGGUUAUUGGUGAAAUUGAGACUGUCAGUCAACAAUAUCUACCGCUAUCCCAAGCCUGCAGUAGCAUCUACUUUACAAUGGAGUCGCUACACCAAGUUCAUUUCCUCUACCAAUAUUCUCUGAAGAUGUUCCUAGACAUAUUCAGUUCAGUUCUGAUAUCCCCCGGUCUAAAUGGUUUGUCAGAUUAUACUGCUCGUUUGAAGAUCAUUACAGAUGAAUUAUUUACUACUGUUUACGAACGCGUUGCUCGCGGUAUGCUUCACACUGACCGACUUACGUUCGCCUUACUGCUGUGUCGCAUACAACUGAAGGGCGCAGGUGCCGCUGACACUUUGGAGAAACAGUUUGCUGUAUUCCUGCGAGGAAGGGAAGGAUUCGUAUCUUCAGCGGUUCAACCUCCAUUGGAUGCGCUUACAGCACAACAACAUGAAGCCGCUGCUAGACUCGGCUCUAGAUUGGUAGCUUUCCGAAAUCUGCUCGAAAAGGCUCGUUCACUGCCGGAGAUAGGCGCCUGGUUAUCACAAGCUGCUCCUGAACAAUGUGUACCGACCCUUUGGGACUCGGAGACCACAGCUCCCGAACAACCGCAUACACUAGCCAUGUCCCGAUUACUGCUUAUACAGGCAUUUAGACCAGACCGGGUGAUCGCGGCAGCUACUCAACUAGUGGCCUCAGUGCUGGGACAAUCGUUCAUGUCUCGCGCCGAAACUGAAAUGGAACUGACUACUCUAACUGACACCGAACUGAAUGCGACCACACCGGCUUUGCUCUGCUCUGUUCCCGGAUAUGAUGCUAGCGGUCGUGUUGAUGAUAUGGCGACCGAACUCAACAAACCACUAUCGAGUAUUGCCAUUGGUUCAGCGGAAGGUUUCAAUCAAGCCGAGCGCGCUAUUAACACUGCGUGCAAAACUGGCAGAUGGGUCAUGCUCAAGAACGUACACUUGGCACCUGUAUGGUUGGUGCAACUCGAGAAGAAGUUGCAUUCCCUUCAGCCGCAUCCCAGCUUCCGUCUCUUCCUCACAACAGAGAUCAGCCCCAAGUUGCCAGUUAAUCUGCUAAGGGCUUCCCGUGUGUUGGUCUUCGAACCGCCACCUGGCAUACGGGCCAACUUACUUAGGACAUUCGCAACGGUGCCAGCCGCACGUAUGAUGAAGCCACCUUCAGAGCGAGCCAGAUUGUACUUCUUGCUGGCUUGGUUCCAUGGUAUUGUUCAAGAACGUCUUCGCUACGUACCUUUGGGAUGGGCGAAGUACUAUGAAUUCAAUGAGUCGGAUCUCCGUGUGGCUUGCGACACUCUUGAUACCUGGAUUGAUUCUACGGCUAUGGGUCGUACCAACCUACCACCAGAGAAAGUCCCAUGGGAGGCCAUAGUUCGUCUCCUCUCGCAAUGCAUCUACGGAGGAAAGAUUGACAACGCUUUCGACCAACGGCUGUUGCAUUCCUUCUUGACUAAGCUCUUCACGCCGAAGUCCUUUGAGGCCGACUUCGCACUUGUUGCUAAUGUGGACGGAGCGAGUGGCAACCAACGUCACAUAACAAUGCCGGAUGGCAACAGACGGGAUCAAUUCUUUAAGUGGAUAGAGGAGCUCUCUGAUCGCCAAUCACCUUCCUGGCUUGGACUACCCAACAACGCUGAAAAGGUCCUAUUGACAACUCAAGGAAGCGACCUUGUAUCUAAACUUCUGAAGAUGCAGCAACUUGAAGAUGAAGAGGAGCUUGCUUAUAACGCCGCUAAUCAAGACGACCCAAUCAAUUUAAUUGUAGUUGAAGGCGACGGUCGUCCAGCUUGGAUGAAGUCUCUGCAUCAAACCGCUACCAACUGGCUUCAAGUGCUGCCCAAAGAACUACCUACGCUGCGUCGUACUGUUGAGAACAUAAAGGACCCAUUGUAUCGAUUCUUCGAGCGGGAAGUAGCCGCCGGAGCAGAUCUAUUGCAGCAAGUGUUGCAUGAUUUGAGAAACGUCAUUGCUAUUUGCCAGGGUGAGAUGAAACAAACAAACGAAACCCGCGCUAUGGUGGGAUCUCUGGUACGUGGUAUGUUGCCAUCUGGAUGGAGACGAUACGCUGUAGCCAGGGGCUGCACCGUACAGCAAUGGGUUGAUGAUUUCGCCCGUAGGGUUUUGCAACUCGCGACUGUCUCUGAGACUGUUUGUGAACGCGGGGCUAAACGUCUCCAGAGCAUCCCCGUGUGGCUUGGCGGUCUGCUUAACCCCGAGGCUUAUAUUACGGCGACUCGACAGUGUGUGGCACAGGCCAAUUCUUGGUCCCUGGAAGAACUUAACUUACAGGUGACAAUUCCCGAUCCUGGCACAGAGAGUGAGAACGCUCAAACCGAGUGGUCCUUCUGCGUAACAGGACUGAAGAUACAAGGCGCCACCGUCAAAGGAAACAGGCUGCUUCUCACAAACACUAUCAUGGUCGAUCUGCCGCUCACGGUUCUCACCUGGAUUCGCGGCCCGGAACCUGCAAGCUGCGGUCAAACACUGACGCUGCCAGUCUACUUAAACAGCGCGCGAUCGGAGCUACUAUUCACCGUGCGUCUACCGAUCGCACCGGGACAAGAGCCCCACGCCUUCUACGAACGAGGAGUCGCACUACUUACGUCUACCGCACUCAACUAA
This is a messenger RNA of Pieris macdunnoughi, 14229 nucleotides long. The record is from the annotation of a GenBank genome assembly. Lineage: Eukaryota; Metazoa; Arthropoda; Insecta; Lepidoptera; Pieridae.